Molecule: messenger RNA, 6994 nt
Organism: Toxorhynchites rutilus septentrionalis
Lineage: Eukaryota; Metazoa; Arthropoda; Insecta; Diptera; Culicidae
Gene: sfl
Product: bifunctional heparan sulfate N-deacetylase/N-sulfotransferase
Exons: 8
Coding region: 2325-5588 (1087 amino acids)
Cellular component (GO): Golgi apparatus
Molecular function (GO): heparan sulfate N-sulfotransferase activity; deacetylase activity
Source: RefSeq, a predicted model, not a curated record
CGCUUACUCCGAGCGGGGUCGAUCGGAAGGAGGACUUUCUGAGCUGAUACUCACUUUUUGUGGAGAACGCGAUACGUCCGGACGUAUUCGGUGUAGUAGUCGGUUGACAAACGCGGUUGUCCUCUUCGUCGGUGUUCGAUUUCGUAAUUCCCAUCAAUUUUGGGCGACAUGCGGAUGAUAUUCUCAAUCCUAACAGAGUUUUGCUGAAGUGUGUACAAGUGUUAUUUGUUUGAUGAAACUGUUUAUUUCGUUCAUCUGAACUGACUCAAAGAAAACAACAUUCGAACGGUGUGAACUUCCUUGUUUCGUGUCGAAAUCACGGAUUUCCCGUCUGAACUUUGUGACUCCUGUGAGUUGAAUAACGCAAAGGAGCAUCUCUACAAAAACACGAAAGCAACAAACGAAUCGGUUGAGGGUGGAGAGUCAAAAAUCAAUCGAAUCGAAAACUCGUGUGAUGUUUGUUUUUCAUUUUAUCUGUCAAAAGGGGUUCAGUGUUGAUAUUUGAUUGCGAAAUGUAACCUGCCGACAUGUGAAACAAGGCUGAUAAACAUCUCUUCGUUAUCGUAGAUGUCCCAUGAAAGUGUCCCAAACUACAAAGUGUACGAGAUAAUCACAGCGGAAUGAUUGCAGAAAAGGCGUGAAAUUCCUGUGCAUCUCGCGAACGACCUCCGCGACUCGGUUGCGAUUUUUGUGUAGUGCGUGUAAUUUAGUGCUCCCAGCCGCGAGCGCAGAAGAAAUUUGUGUUAUUUCCGCGUACGAAGAAAUAAUGAAAUGUGGUGCCUAAAGUGCGGUAUGUGAAGUAUUUGUGUUUUAUUUUCACGUCGAGUUGUGUCGAAGCAAAGGAUUCCCACAGUUCGACAGAGUAAAUUAUUAUAACCAGAAUACAUGAAGCAGUCAGAGCGAGAGCAGGACGGUGAUAUAUAAACAAAAGGAGCAAAAUAACACCGCAACGAGUCAACGGCGAAGGAGUGAGCGGAGACGCAUCGAUUUUGACAGAUUCUGAUAUUUUAUGUAAACCUUAUUCAAGAGCACCAAAUUGAUUUCACACUACGAUCGAAACAGAGUGUGCACUCCCCCCGAAAUUCAACAUCGUUAUCUGCGACUGAUGGGCUAGUUGUAGGUCGGGGUGUCAUCAUCAUCAGCAGCAGUCUAAACUGAGUGGAAAACUGCGCCCCCUCCUGUGAGAGAUCAACAAGCAGCACAUUGUGGCCGCAUCUCAUUCUCAUCGGAAGCGCAGCAUCAGCCAGCAGUGAUGGCAAAUUAUCACUAAAUACAACCUGGGAUGCCAUUAGAGCGGACGCCACUCGUGCUAUUUCAUGGAAUUUUGGACGCGCAAUUAGAGAUUCAACGCCGAUAGCGCCCCAACGACAACGACGACAUUGAGGACGCACCGUCCGCGCGCGCGUUUCUGUUAAAAUCCCAACGAAUUUGGCAAUUAAAGCUUGAUGAAGGCAACGAUCGAUCGCAACGAGCGGCCAAAAUGCCCAUUAGUCGCUUCUGCUCCUGCGACUCCAACUGGCCAACUCAAAAGCUAGUCUCGUUCAGCAGUAGUGGUGUUGGUGGUGACAACUGCCGGAGUAAUCCCGCUAGUCUAGUCAGCAGUCAGCGAAACGAACGAGACGACCGCGUCCGAUCAUCGGGGUCCGGGGACCGUUUGGAGAAUUUUUGAUUUCCUAUUCCUGGCCGCUCGAAGUGUUUUUUAUUACCCAUGCCGAGAGACGCGUGUUGUGCUUGGAUUAAGGGGAGAACACAAAAUAGCUAAACGCGCGACAAACGACCGGACGACCAACCGAACGACGGCGACGAGGAUUGGUGGGUGCCGUAUCGGAAUGUGCUAUCGAGUCAGUUUUUAUUGAUAGUGUUUAGAAAACAAAAUCUAUUAAUGUCGAAGAAGAGAGCGUCACACGGUGAAGAGCGGUGAAUACCUUGACCUCGAAGUUUUGCGUGGGAGGGUGACUGGACUGGUUAGGAAGCGCGAACCCUCAUUGAAGUGCGAUAAGUGAGCGAAGAUUGACGUGAUCCCGGAAGAGCUCUAGUCUCGACAGUGUGGCUUUAAGGGACAACAUUCCACGGUCUGAUCCGACCCAUCAACAACAGAAGCAGCAGCAGCUCAUCUCGCAGUAGAAUGUAUUUCAAAAUUACAUCACGUUCAUAGGAUUAAUCAUCACACAAACAAACAAACACACAGAAAGCCGUGUUAUCAUCACCAGCGAAAUCAAAAACAAGUUGUUAGCAGCGCCGCAGCUUGCGGGACGCGCAAAAACGAACGCGAUACCUACAAAGGCAAAGAAUAGUCCUUUCGGUGUGAGUAGUUAUCUCGCACCAUGAAAGGAUCCGACUCUAGCACAAAACUAUGGAGCGCCUCGUCUUCGCCAUCAGCCAGCAGCCACGAUCUGACGACGACCAGCGACAACCAUCACCACCGCCACCUCCACCACCACCAUCAGCAUACGCAACAGCAGCAACAGCAGCUGUUCCUGCCUAUAGCUAUGAAUACCCUGAACAGCAACAGCAACAACCCGCACACGGGAAGUGGUUCUACACUGCACCUGCUGGAGGCCGGUACCGACAGUCCGGGUCCGGGUGGUGGAGGCGGAGGAGGAGGUGGAACCGGAAGCGGUGGACUAAAACUAACGACCAGCUCAGCUUCAGCUGACAAAGUCGACCACAAGAGCAACGGGUACGCAGCGAUGCGCUCCUCGUCUUCUUGCACGAUCUACGGCUUCAAUGGCCGCAGCGGCGCUGGAAGUGGUGGGGUUGGUGUAAAUAGUAAUCAUUUCACAAACGGCCAUAGCAGUACUACCAAAACCAGCAGCGGUAGCGGCAACGGCAGCAGCAGGAGUAGCAGUAGUAAUAAGAGCUAUUAUUUCUUCGGUAGCGGCAUCGGAUAUUCCGGCUGCGGAGGCCACCAUCACCACAGCGUGAGCGGUGGGCCCGGAAGUGCAAACAUUUUCGCGCGGUGCUGCAUAUACCUGACCAAGGGACUGAACCUGCGGAUAUGUGCCGUCGCGCUGGUGAUAGUAACGAUAUUCUCCAUGCUGUAUUAUAACUACUAUAUGGACAGCUCGCCGAUAGCAAGCUUUAUGCAUCGUGAUACUCGGCCCGCCCCACUGAUCCACUGUCGAAUGCUAAACGGGAAAGCCGCCAUCGAAGCCUCCCCCGCGCCGGACCAUCGCUCCGAAGCCCGGCUUCGGAUCGACCCCAAGGUCUUGGUGUUUGUCGAAACAACGUACUCCCGCCUUGGGCGGGACAUCGCCGAGCUACUCGUGUACAACCGGAUCAAAUACAAAAUCGAGGUCGCCGGAAAGAAUGUCCCGGUGCUGACGAUCCAGGACAAGGGCCGAUACGGGGUGAUCGUGUUUGAGAACCUCGAGAAGUACCUCCAGAUGGACAACUGGAACCGGCAGCUGCUGGACAAGUACUGUCGGGACUAUUCGGUGGGGAUUAUCGGAUUCGUGGCACCGAGCGAGGAAACGCUAGUGGGUGCCCAGCUGCGGGGGUUUCCACUGUUUGUGCACACAAAUCUGCGGCUACGUGAUGCCAGCCUCAAUCCGGGAUCACCCGUGCUACGGCUGACUCGUGCGGGAGACACCGCCUGGGGACCUCUACCGGGCGGGGAUUGGGCUAUUUUUCAGCAUAACCACAGCUCGUACGAGCCGCUGGAGUGGGCUCAACGAAAUACUCAGGACUAUCCGACGGAUGGAUUGAUCCAACCGCCGCUGGCUACGGUCGUGCAGGACCACGGACGGGUUGAUGGCAUACAGCGGGUGUUGUUCGGGGCGGGACUGAAAUUCUGGUUGCACAGGUUACUGUUUUUGGACGCGUUGUCCUACCUAAGUCACGGCCAAUUGAGUUUGAAUCUGGAGCGGAGGAUACUGAUCGAUGUUGAUGAUAUUUUUGUAGGAGAGAAGGGCACACGAUUGAAACCGGAUGAUGUGCACGCACUGAUUGCCACCCAGAACCGAAUAGCGGGGAUGGUUCCAGGGUUCAGAUUCAAUCUGGGCUUUUCGGGAAAGUAUUUCCACCAUGGAACGCACGAGGAAAAUCUGGGAGACGAUAUGCUGCUACGAAACGUGCAUCACUUCAAUUGGUUUUCGCACAUGUGGAACCAUCAGCAGCCACAUCUGUAUGAUAACAUAACCACCCUGAUGAACGAUAUGAUGUUAAACAAAGACUUUGCCAAGGAGAAGGGCAUUCCGACGGAUUCUGGGUAUUCCGUUUCGCCGCAUCAUUCCGGAGUAUAUCCAGCGCACGAGUUGCUCUAUAUGGCAUGGAAAAAAGUGUGGAACAUUAAGGUAACUUCCACCGAAGAAUAUCCCCAUCUUCGGCCAGCCCGGCUCCGGCGGGGCUUCAUCCAUCGUAACAUAAUGGUUCUUCCGAGGCAAACUUGUGGCCUCUUCACCCACACAAUGUACAUCGAUCGCUACCCGGGCGGACGCGAUAAACUCGACGAAUCCAUUCAGGGUGGAGAAUUGUUCCAAACGAUCGUUUACAAUCCGAUAAAUAUUUUUAUGACACACAUGUCCAACUAUGGUAGCGACCGGCUUGCCCUGUACACAUUCGAGUCCGUUAUCAAAUUCCUCCGCUGUUGGACCAAUCUCAAGUUGACUUCCGCACCGCCCUUGCAGCUGGGGGAAACCUAUUUCAAACUCCACCCGGACGAAACGGAUCCGAUCUGGGGAAAUCCUUGCGACGAUUCCCGUCACAUCAAGAUUUGGUCGCGUAACAAGAGCUGCGAUACUCUUCCCAAAUUUCUUGUGAUUGGUCCACAGAAAACGGGAACCACUGCCCUGUACACGUUUCUGAGUAUGCACCCAUCGGUGGCGAGCAACCUGCCCAAUCCGGACACCUUCGAGGAGAUCCAGUUCUUCAAUGGGAACAAUUACUAUCGAGGGUUGGAUUGGUACCAGAAUUUCUUCCCCGUCCAGCCGAACGGAACCGGUGGGCGGUACAUGUUUGAGAAAUCCGCGACCUAUUUCGACGGGGAGCUGGUUCCCAAGCGAGCCCACGCAUUGCUUCCACACGCCAAACUAGUCACCAUAUUGAUUUCACCCGCGAAACGAGCUUACUCCUGGUAUCAGCACAUCAAGGCGCACGGAGAUCCGAUAGCGAAUAACUAUAGUUUCUAUCAGGUCAUCAUGGCAAGCGAUUCGGCGCCGAAACCGCUGCGUGAUCUACGCAACCGUUGUCUCAAUCCGGGCAAAUACGCCCAGCACUUGGAGCGAUGGCUUGCGUACUAUCCACAGCAGCAGGUGCACAUAAUCGAUGGUGAACAGCUGAAAUCCAACCCGGUUGAGAUUAUGAUGGAGUUGCAGCGCUUCCUCAAGCUUUCGCCCACCUUCGACUACAGCGAGCAUCUCCGCUUCGACAAUAAGAAGGGCUUCUACUGCCAGAUCGUGAACGAGAACAAGAACAAGUGUUUGGGCAAAUCGAAGGGCCGCCAGUAUCCACCAAUGGAUGAGAAGAGCUCCAAGUGGCUGCAGAGGUACUAUCAGAACCACAACAGCGCCCUCAACAAGCUACUGAAGAAGCUCGGUUCCAGACCCAUCCCUCAGUGGCUGAAGGAUGAUCUCUCGACGACUUCCUAACAGCAGCAGCAGCAGCAGUCAAUAAUGAUACAAUGCAUUCAACGAUAGUCACAACCCCCCUGUAGGAUAUAAGGCUUUAAGUCAGUUCCCCUGUACAAACUAAAGAGAAACAAAAAGCAUAAGCAACAAAGAUUCGGAUGUUUUACUAGUAUUAGAAUCUAUAGUAUUUAGGUGCCGCGAAAGUAAAAAAACAAGAGUGAAUCGAACGCACGCUUCAUGCUAACGUGUGUAACCGACUCGGUAAGAUGCUGAACAUAUUAAGUAAGCUUCGGAUGUUUUAGUUUGAUAAGUGAAACUGUUAUUAUCAUUCCUUGCUUCGAAAUGAAGCAAAUCUGUAUUCGUUUCACGCAUAAAAUAAUGUUCAUAGGUGCGUGCAUGUGUGUAUAAAAAACAGGUAGCUUACUGACCAACUAACUAUUUCGUUUACAAUGAAAAUAGGUACGAGCUUAAUUGAAUAGAUCAAAAACAAAGUAUUGAUUAAGUUCACAAUUUUGCCAAACAGUUUAUUUUUGACUUGGCAUCACGAGCGCGGUUUGUGUCUCGGAUAUAUGCCACAUUUUUCUUAUGCUCACCACCAGAUGGACGUUACAAUUUGCGAGAAAGAACGUUGAAAAGUGGAUGUUAAUUUUGUCCACCUAAAAAACGGGUUUAGUUGUUGCUAAAUAUAUGUAAAUAUACCUGUUUAGCUUUAGAGCGUCGAGCCGCCGUCGGCGGUUUCUGUUUCGUUGCCAUAUUUAAUUAACCCUAGGUUAAACUCUCGCUAGUAAUCUUUAGGCUCCCCGUCUCCCAACUUUUUAAGCUAUCAUGUACUUACUCUAAGGCAACACAAAAGGAAUCACAAAACAAUGAGCAUAUACAUUUGUACUUACUGCAAAUAUCUAUUUAAUGCUAAAAAUAAGUAAACAAAACUACUUUACGAUUAAGGAGCAGAAAGGUGCAAAAGUUGUAAACCUGAAACCCGCGCAGAAAAGCAAAAAAUAACAUAUCUAAAAGAGCAACUAAAAAAGGAAAACAAAAAAACAUACGUUAUUCGUCCCAGCGAAACAAAAAUAGAAUGUCUAUUUUUUGAAAACCUAGAAAAAAAAACAAAUAAACGUUGAGAAUAUGAUUCGCUCCUUUGCCCCAUGUAAAAGAUACAAUAUUAGAAACAAAAAAAACAACGGUCUAAGACAGUAUCAUCACAACAAUGUUCAAUUUGGAAUCAAAACCGUUUUGUCGUUCAAGAUACCGCUGGUUUGUGAGUGGACAGUUCAUAACCGGCGAAAGACUUUGGGCAGCUUCAGGAAGCAAUCUCUUUUCGCUACGCGCACGCUGUGUGGAGCUGUAUAUAGUCGUGUUAGGAGAAAAUACGAACAAAAAUGUUAUGAGUAAAAUAAAGCCAAACAAAAAAUCGAGCUGGAAACAUA